Musa acuminata AAA Group (dessert banana) is the source of this 968-nucleotide messenger RNA. RefSeq names its product mediator of RNA polymerase II transcription subunit 30. NCBI's taxonomy places the organism in Eukaryota, Viridiplantae, Streptophyta, Magnoliopsida, Zingiberales, Musaceae. Gene Ontology annotation, cellular component: mediator complex. The coding region runs from base 146 to 694 and encodes 182 amino acids. The transcript is spliced from 4 exons. The record is from RefSeq and is a predicted model, not a curated record.
UGAGUAAACAGCACCGGGUCUUCCCGCUUUGUCUCGAAUUAAUUAGGGUUUUCCAGAUCGACGGGACGUCAAAUAGGGCUUGGGCGAGAGAUUUUGUGAGAGAGAGAGAGAGAGAGAGAGAGAGAGAGGAAUUGGAGAUCGUUUGAUGGCGGCAAAGAGCAAGCAAGAGCUGGGGGUCGAGGGGCAGAGGCACCUGGAGGAGACCAUCAACGCGGCGUUCCAGAUCCUCUCCUCCAUGAAUGACGAGCUCUGCAACCCCGUCCUCUGGUCCACGCUCUCCCCUGGCCAUCCCUCCGCAGCCUUGGCAGGUGCUGGCGAUGCGCCAGUAGACUCCUCCUCGCACCCGUCGGAAGCGGGUGGCGGCAGCGGCGGCGGAGUGCUCGACGAAGCCCGGCUACGCUACAAGUCUGCGGUCCUUGCCCUUCGUUCUUGUAUUGCCGCCAUUCCAAGCGCCACACAGGAGGCAGGUGCAUUGGAUUCCAGAGCAGAUGCAGUUGAACUUGAGAGACUGGAAGAGCGGGCAUCUUCUUUAAGAAAGACACAAAGAUAUGCUACUGAGACCAUCCGGUGUAAAGAGUUGUUUGGCCUUACCCAAGAACUCGAAAACAAGAACAAGCAUCUCAAGCUUCUUAUUGAUCAACUUCGAGAUCUGAUCACUGACAUUGCAAUGUGGCAGAGUCCUUGUUCUGUAUGAUCUUCAGCUGGGCCAAGGUUGACGGACAUUGCAAAGCUCUCAAUUUUCCUUUUUGUGCUCUGGAAAUUGAAUCUUGGGAGAUAUGUAAAUUAUUAUGCAAAAUCAUCUAUUAAGUGUCCAUCUGGAAACAGAAAACAACUACUGUACUUUUAGCGUCUGCUUCUGUUGCUAACCCAUCAUUAGGAUGAAAAAAAGAUGUAGCUACAGCUCCACAUGGCCUUAUUGUUUUGAAGGUUCAUUGUGAUUGGCAAAGCUACUGCUCUUUCUGGAUUGA